AUGUCGGGCUCGACAUCACCGGCGCGACUUACGCGAAGGCUUUCCAGCACGAAAAUAGCCAAGCAAUUAGCUGGACUCAGCCUGCGAUCCGAUGAUAUCAUGGAUCAGGGAGAGACAGCCCGACACGAAGGUCGUUUCGUAUUUGAAUGUAGUUGGGAAGUCGCCAACAAAGCGCCCAUCUCCACAGAAGAGCUUGGGGAUCAGUAUUGCAUGCUUGGUCCAUACAAUGAAGAUCGUGUAAAACUUGAGGUAGAAGUACUUGAACCGGACAAUGCUGCUAUGAAAUAUGCUCUCGAUCACGCUAGGGAUAGCGGAUUUAAGAUGUGGUCAGUGACAAAAGUGGGUGUACCAUGGCACGAUCGCGAAUCUAAUGACUGUAUCAUUCUUGGAUUUAUGGUUGCUAUAUUCCUACAGAAGGUAUUAAUGAAACUAUGGAAACUCAACAUCUCAUUGGUAUUUACAACACAUGCUACACUAAUAGGACGUCAUCUUUGCGCUGGAGGUGUCGAUCUCUACAAUAAUAUCGAUAGUAUUGAUGUUGACCGUGAAGCAGGCGAACGACAAAUUUAUCAUCGCUACUGUAUCGAACGAGCUGCGGUACAUCUGGCACAUGUUUUUACUACUGUGAGGUCUGUGGAUUUGCGUUAUAGACCGCAUCAUCUUCCAAUCACAAAUAAUCUACAUGCCAUAGCAAAGGAGAAAAUCCAUGAUUUCAUUCGAGGUCACUUUUACGGCAAUUUAAACUUUGAUUUGGACAAGACGCUUUACAUCUUCACUGCUGGACGUUACGAAUUCACAAACAAAGGCGGGGAUUUCUUUAUAGAAGCACUGGCGCGACUUAACUAUAAAUUACAGGUAUGCUUUUGAUU
This is a messenger RNA of Strongylus vulgaris, 869 nucleotides long. NCBI's taxonomy places the organism in Eukaryota, Metazoa, Nematoda, Chromadorea, Rhabditida, Strongylidae. The record is from the annotation of a GenBank genome assembly.